Messenger RNA from Esox lucius (northern pike), 1041 nucleotides. RefSeq names its product ybeY metalloendoribonuclease (gene ybey). The transcript is spliced from 4 exons. The record is from RefSeq and is a predicted model, not a curated record. The coding region runs from base 347 to 781 and encodes 144 amino acids. Gene Ontology annotation, molecular function: metalloendopeptidase activity. Lineage: Eukaryota; Metazoa; Chordata; Actinopteri; Esociformes; Esocidae. Gene Ontology annotation, biological process: rRNA processing.
CAACCAGGAUCCGUUGUGGAAACAAUUCUAGCUGUUAUGUUGUUUCCCCCCCAACUAUAGAAUAUUUUGCUAUAUCAUAGUAUGAUAUCACCACAUCAUCUCUUCAGGAGGGUUUAUAAUAGUAAAUCGUUUAUUUUUUAUAUGAAAUUGAAACAUAUUUAGAAACUGGAACGUUUCAGUCACCAUGCAGGAGUCUAGAAAUUUAAAUGAACGGACCGUCGCCGGCUAACGCCAGAUAGGCUGCCUUUUUCUUGUAUUUAGUUGUUAGUACAGUAAUAUUUUCAAUUACUUUAUUAAUGUGUUUUCUCUGAGACUUUUUGGGAACGUUAUUGUCAGGUGUUUAGCAAUGGGUGUAGUUCUACGGAAUCUGCAGAACGUUGUACCGCUUCGACGUGCAAGGUUACGGAAGGAUGUUGAAACGCUUAGGCACAUUUUGGGCAUCCAAAAACUUGAUUUGGGAGUCAUUUGCGUGGACAAUCGCAAGAUUCAACGAAUAAAUAACAUUUAUAGGAAAAACAAUUCUCCCACGGAUGUUCUGUCAUUUCCAUUCUAUGAGGAACUAAGGCCCGGGAAGCUGCCAUGUCCCCUUCAUAGAGAUGAGCAAAACCUGGGAGACAUAUUCUUGGGGGUUGAAUACCUAAUGAAACAGUGCCAGCAGGAGUCUCAGGACCUUCACGAAACUCUCACAUCACUGCCCAUGGAAUCUGUCAUUUGUUGGGUUACAGACAUGAAACCGAGGAGGAGUGGAAAGAGAUGCUGCAGAAGGAAAGCUACAUUCUGAAUGAAUUCAACAGAUUCACCGGCAGACACCUUGUACCACUGACCAAGAACUUCAGUGAAGUGCGUUGACCACCAGAACCCACCUGCAAUGGAACUGUGGAGUACCUCAACUUUGCAUUGGAUGGAUUUUGAAACAUGCAGAGAACUUUUCUACUGUGUGUCUUGUUUCCAAAAGUGACUCAGACUUUUCAGCCCUCUGGUUUUUGAACUACUGCAAAACUGACAGAAAGCACAAAUGACCAUUAAAACAUCCCAAAACCA